Didymodactylos carnosus is the source of this 3786-nucleotide messenger RNA. The record is from the annotation of a GenBank genome assembly. NCBI's taxonomy places the organism in Eukaryota, Metazoa, Rotifera, Eurotatoria, Philodinida, Philodinidae.
AUGUUACCCAUUGAAAGUCAGAUGAUAUCGAAAAUCGUUGAUCAUUUAAAUGCUGAAAUUGUCUUGGGUACCGUUCAGAAUGCACGUGAAGCUGCUGAAUGGCUUAGUUUUACUUAUUUAUAUGUUCGAAUGAUUAAAGAGCCUCAAUUGUACGGUGUUUCAAAUGAUCAAUUAUUAGUAGAUAAAUUUUUAUUACAACGUCGUAUUGAUCUUAUUCAUACAGCCGCUAUUCAAUUAGAUAAAUCUCAUUUGAUACGUUAUGAUCGUAAAACGGGUAAUUUUCAAUUGACUGAAAAUGGUCGUAUUGCUAGUCAUUAUUAUUGUACCCAUGAAACAAUGGCAAUGUAUAAUCAAUUACUCAAACCAACAUUGUCAGAAAUUGAAUUAUUUCGUGUUUUUUCAUUAUCAUCAGAAUUUCGUAAUAUAUCAGUGAGAGAAGAAGAAAAAUUAGAAUUACAAAAAUUACUUGAACGUGUACCAAUACCAAUAAAAGAAAGUAUUGAAGAACCAAGUGCAAAAAUUAAUGUUUUAUUACAAGCGUUUAUAUCACAAUUGAAAUUAGAUGGUUUUGCUUUAAUGUCUGACAUGGUUUAUAUAACACAAAGUGCCGGACGUUUAAUGAGAGCUAUUUUUGAAAUUGUAUUACAACGAGGUUGGGCGCAAUUAGUCGAUAAAACAUUGAGUUUAUCAAAAAUGAUUGAUAAAAGAAUGUGGCAAAGUAUGUGUCCAUUAAGACAAUUUCGUAAACUUCCCGAUGAAGUCAUACGCAAAAUUGAAAAGAAAAAUAUCGCAUGGGAGAGAUUUUAUGAUUUGGGUACACAUGAAAUAGGUGAAUUGGUACGUGCACCAAAAGUUGGUAAAACAAUCCACAAAUAUAUUCAUCAUAUACCGAAAUUAGAAUUAGCUGUGCACGUCUUGCCAAUAACACGUCAAACAUUGAAAGUUGAAUUAACAAUUAAGCCCGAUUUUCAAUGGGAUGAUAAAAUACAUGGAAUGGCUGAAGCAUUUUGGAUUCUUGUUGAAGAUGUGGAUUCAGAAGUCUUAUUACAUCAUGAAUAUUUUCUUCUUAAAAAAAAAUAUUGUGAAGAUGAACAUUAUGUCAAAUUUUUUGUACCUGUUUUUGAACCAUUACCACCACAAUAUUUUAUUCGUGUCGUAUCAGAUAAAUGGAUUGCAUCUGAAACUCAAGUAGCUGUUUCAUUUCGACAUUUAAUAUUGCCAGAAAAACAUCCAUCACCAACCGAAUUACUUGAUUUACAACCAUUGCCUGUUAAUGCAUUAAGAAAUUCGAAAUAUGAAGAAUUAUAUAAUUUUGAAUUUUUUAAUGGUAUACAAACACAAGUUUUUAAUACAUUGUACAAUACUGAUGAAAAUGUAUUUCUUGGUGCAUCAACUGGUUCUGGGAAAACAAUAUGCGCUGAAUUUGCCAUAUUAAGAUUAUUUUCAUCUGAAAAAACAAAAGAAUCGUCAGAUCAAAAAUGUGUUUAUGUAACACCAAAAGAAGAAUUAGCCGAAAUUGUACGUGUAGAUUGGGAAAAACGUUUUUCGACAAUUGGAAAGAAAGUUGUUUUAUUAACCGGUGAAACAGCAACAGAUUUGAAAUUAAUUGCAAAAGGCAAUAUUAUCAUUUCUACUCCCGAACAUUGGGACAUUUUGUCACGUCGUUGGAAACAACGAAAAAAUGUUCAAAAUGUUAAUUUAUUUAUUGUUGACGAAUUACAUGUUAUUGGUAGUAAUGACGGACCUGUACUUGAAGUGAUUUGUUCACGUAUGCGUUACAUGAGUUCACAAAUCGAACGUAAUAUUCGUAUUGUAGCCAUGUGUUCAUCGGUAUUAAAUGCCAAAGAUGUUGCUCAAUGGCUUGGCUGUAGUGCAAAUGCCACAUUUAAUUUUCCUCCAAGUGUUCGUCCAGUUCAAUUAGAAUUGCAUAUACAAGGUUUUAAUAUGACACAUAAUGCUAGUCGUCUCAUAGCUAUGGCUAAACCUGUUUAUCAUGCAAUAAAUCGUCAUGCAGCAAAACGUUCGGUUAUAAUAUUUGUACCAUCAAGAAAAUUAUCUCGUAUAACAGCAAUCGAUAUAUUAACAUUUGCUGCUGCUGAACAAAAAUCUGAUCGAUUUUUGCAUAUUUCAGCCGAUGAUAUCACACCUUAUUUAGCAGAAAUGGAGGAUCAAACAUUAAAAGAAACUGUUGUAAGAGGUGCUGCCUAUGUGCACGAAGGUUUAAGUGUAAAAGAUCGUUCAAUUGUCGAACAAUUAUACAAUGCUGGUGCAUUACAAGUUUGUGUUGUAUCACGUAGUAUGUGUUGGGCAUUCAGUUUAUAUUCUUAUCUUGUUAUCAUUAUGGAUACACAGUAUUAUAAUGGUCAAGAACACACCUAUGAUGAUUAUGCAAUCUCGGAUGUAUUGCAAAUGAUUGGUAGAGCAAAUCGUCCAUUACAACAUGAUGAUGCAAAAGUUGUUCUUAUGUGUUUAUCAUCUAAAAAAGAUUUUUUUAAAAAAUUUUUAUAUGAACCAUUACCAAUUGAAUCACAUCUUGAUCAUGCCUUACACGAUCAUUUUAAUGCAGAAAUUGUAACAAAAACAAUAGAAAAUAAACAAGAUGCUGUCGAUUAUUUAACAUGGACACUGUUGUACAGACGAAUAACAGAGAAUCCAAAUUAUUACACUUUACAAGGUGUUUCACAUCGUCAUGUAUCUGAUCAUUUAUCAGAACUAGUCGAAAAUACUUUAACCGAUUUGGAACAAUCAAAAUGUAUAACAAUUGAAAAUGAAAUGGAUACGUCACCGUUAAAUUUAGGCAUGAUAGCUGCGUAUUAUUAUAUUAAUUAUCGUACCAUUGAAUUGUUCAGUAAAUCGUUAACAGCCAAAACAAAAAUAAAAACAUUAUUAGAUAUUAUUGCAAAUGCUGCUGAAUAUGAAAAUAUACCAAUUCGACAUCAUGAAGAUAAUAUUUUAAAACAAUUAGCAACACGUUUACCAAAUAAAUUAACCAAUGUUAAAUUUAAUGAUCCACAUGUGAAAGCAAACUUAUUGUUACAAGCACAUUUAUCUCGUAUACAAUUAUCAGCUGAAUUACAAAAAGAUACCGAUGAUAUUUUAAUUAAAGCAAUUCGUUUGAUUCAAGCAUGUGUUGACGUACUCAGUUCAAACGGAUGGCUCUCACCAGCGUUAGCUGCUAUGGAAUUGGCUCAAAUGGUGACACAAGCAAUGUGGAACAAAGAUUCAUAUCUUCGACAAUUGCCACAUUUUACAACAGAAAUUAUUCAUCGUUGUACAGAAAAGAAAAUUGAAAGUGUAUUUGAUCUGAUGGAAAUGCAAAAUGAUGAACGAGUUUCUUUAUUACAACUUUCUGCAGCUAAAUUGACGGAUGUUGCACGGUUCUGUAAUCGUUAUCCAAAUAUUGAACUAUCCUAUGAGGUUGUUGAUAAAGAUAAUAUAGCAGCGUCAAGUGCAGUUAAUGUUAAUGUUACAUUGGAACGAUCAGAUGAUGUUGUUGGACCCGUGAUUGCACCAUUGUUUCCACAAAAACGAGAAGAAGGAUGGUGGCUUGUUAUCGGUGAAUUAAAAUCAAAUUCAUUAAUAUCCAUUAAACGUUUAACAUUACAUCAGAAAGCUCAAGUUGUUUUAGAUUUUGUAGCACCAUCACCCGGUUUACAUCAUUAUGUACUCUAUUUUAUGUCGGAUGCAUAUACUGGCUGUGAUCACGAAUACAAAUUUGAUGUUGAGGUUCACAAAGGUGUUAGCAGUAGAAAUAAUGAUAAUGAUAACGACGAUGAAAUGAACUAA